AUGGAGCAGCGCGAUGCUGGGCAUGGGGAGAGACCCCAUGCGAAAAGUGUUACUAUAUAUUACCACCAAAUGAUCAUCUCGCUUAAUCUUGUCAGGGGCAACAAAAAUAGAAAGAUACAGUCAUGCGAGAAAGAACUGAUGAGAAAUUUGAGAGGUGCAGAGAUAAAUCUGGAUUUAAGCUUCUAUUGA
This is a messenger RNA of Sclerotinia sclerotiorum 1980 UF-70, 189 nucleotides long. RefSeq lists its product with no specific name. The record is from RefSeq and is a predicted model, not a curated record. The transcript is spliced from 3 exons. Bases 1 to 189 code for a protein of 62 amino acids. NCBI's taxonomy places the organism in Eukaryota, Fungi, Ascomycota, Leotiomycetes, Helotiales, Sclerotiniaceae.